AUGUAAGUACUUUAACCAAUUAACGAUCACUAAUAGCCCGUAAAAAUUACAGCAGACUACUUGUUUCAAGAUGCCCCUCAGACUCGAUGUAUCUAUCAUCCAUAAUACAUACGUCAUUUUUGUAAGGAACCAUCUUGUUUGAUGCCUUUGUGUCAAGAUUGCAUUUAGGUGCAUCCACAUUAGCAUUCUCGAUUUAUUGACUCAAUUGAGAGUACAUUAACAUAAGUUUACAAAGGAUAUGCGAGUAGGGCAAAUGAGAUUGCUACUCAUCAAACAGGCGAUAUCCUGUAAAUCAGACAAGACUUACACAAAUUGAUCGAUAUGAUUGUAGAUGAUGUGUUGAAUAAGGCAGAUAAGAAUUACUAAUAUGAUUUGAUUGUGUAAUGGAGGAAUCUGAUAAAGAAACUAGAAAGAUUAAAAGACCCAAAUUACUGUUUAAAAGAAACGAUACUAUACUUUGCAGACCAAGAGAGUUAGAAUCCUCAAUUGAAAUAUUAAGGUGUGCCAAUCUAAGUGAAUUAUGAAGCAUUGGAAUAAGCAAAGUUCCAUCUUCAUCAUCUAUUCAUGGUGACAUUGGAGGAUGGAGAAUACUUUUUUAGACCUGGUGAAAGAACAGGUGAUAAUCCUAUAAGAAGAGUAUCAAGAAUGGUAUAUGACCCUGUUUUAUCCACUCAUGCAGACUAUCAACCAUAUAAUUAUAGUCCAUAAAGGGUGAUGGUUAGUCCACCUGUGUAGCCAAUACCAUAACAAAUUAUUUAUCAAACUCAAGCCCCUCCUCCAGUGCCACCCCCAGUCUAAUAGCCACAAAUAGUGCAAAUAGUCCCUUAGGUCUAACCAUAUACACAAACUUUCAUAUAAUAACCACAACAAUUGACCUAUACGUAGGCCCCACCUUAACCAUAACCUAUUGUGAUCAACAAACCCGAACCUCCUCAACCCUUAGUCUAUUAUCAAGAAAGCCCAAUCAAAAUGGUUUCACCAAAAUAAGAACCUGUGAUCUAAUAAAUCACAGUACCACAACCAACGAUUUAAUAACAGAUCCCAUAACCAUAGAUCAUCUAAUAUGUUCAACCUGUAGUUAGAGCACCAUAAUAGACCAUUCCGACAGCUUAUACAGUGUCAACAGCCAAACCUUUUGCUCCUUUAUAAAGUGGAGAAUACUCACAUCCAUACCCAUUAGUGCAGUAAUGA
Paramecium tetraurelia is the source of this 1191-nucleotide messenger RNA. RefSeq lists its product as uncharacterized. The record is from RefSeq and is a predicted model, not a curated record. The transcript has 3 exons. Lineage: Eukaryota; Ciliophora; Oligohymenophorea; Peniculida; Parameciidae.